Vicia villosa (hairy vetch) is the source of this 1442-nucleotide messenger RNA. Its product is annotated as UPF0481 protein At3g47200-like. The coding region runs from base 51 to 1313 and encodes 420 amino acids. The transcript has a single exon. The record is from RefSeq and is a predicted model, not a curated record. Lineage: Eukaryota; Viridiplantae; Streptophyta; Magnoliopsida; Fabales; Fabaceae.
UCAAAACUUCAUUUUCUUGCCAAGUCUUUUUCACCCAAUAGCAGUCAAUCAUGAACCACCGCGACAUGAUGGCGAAUGAUAUCAAUGCCAUGCUCGACAAUGCACAACCUCAGUUAACCGAUUAUUGUUGCAUCUACAAGGUCCCCUUUGAUAUUCGCAGACUCAACGACGACGCAUACACCCCCAAAGUCAUUUCCAUAGGCCCUUUUCACCACCGUCACCACCAACACCCCCGCCUCCAAAACAUGGAACGACACAAACUUAUUUACUUCAAAGCAUUUCUCGAACGUGCUGAGGCAACUAUACAACCUUUGAUUCACUACGUAGAUUCUAUCGUACCUAAUUUUCGUCAUUGUUAUUCCGAAACCUUAGACUUUACCGAUCAGGAACUCGUUGAAUUAAUCUUAAUCGAUUCUGCUUUCAUAAUUGAACUUUUUUGUCGAUCCUAUAACAAUGUUGCUUGGUCUCAAGUUGAUGCUCUUCUCUUAAAACCUUGCAUAGCUAAUAAUAUAAGACUAGAUUUGUUAUUACUUGAAAAUCAAUUACCCUUUUUUGUUGUUGAAAAAAUCUUCAAUAUUUCUUUUAGUGCUAAGACUAAUUUCCCUUCUUUUCUUGAGCUCACUUAUUAUUAUUUUUCUUAUUACAACAAAUCAAAUUUGGCUUCUAAUAAUAAUGAUAUUAGCAUAAGGCAUUUCACUGAUCUAAUUAGAAUUUUCUACUUGCAACAUCCAAUGGACAAACGACCACGUAGAAUUGAUGAAUCGAUGAAUCUUCUUCAUAGUGUAACUGAAUUGUUAGAAGCGGGUGUUAGGUUUAAAGUGAACACUGAAAGUAAGUGUUUACUUGACUUGAGGUUUUCGGGUGGAGUUCUUGAAAUUCCUCAAUUAAGAGUCGAGGAUAUGACUGAGAUUUUGUUACGGAAUAUGGUUGCUUUGGAGCAAUGUCAUUACCCUUAUGAGUCCUACAUUACUGAUUACAUUGGAAUUUUGGAUUUUCUUAUUAACACUGGAAGGGAUGCGGAUAUACUUGUUAAGAAGGGGAUAUUGGUUAAUUGGCUUGGGGAUAGUGAUUCUGUGGCUAACUUGUUUAAUAGUAUUGGUAAAAAUGUUGCACUUACUAAUUCCAAUUUUGAUUACUAUGUUCUUUGUAAAGACUUGAACGAUUUUUUUAAUGAUCCUUUGCAUAAACUGAAGGCUACUCUGAGGCGCGACUAUUGUAGCAAUCCUUGGCAAACUGCUGCUACCGUUGCUGGAAUUUUACUGCUGAUUCUCUCUUUACUUCAAUCAGUUUGUUCUGUCUUGCAAGUUGUAUAGCAUUAGAAAGACUCCUAGUAAGUUCAAUCAUUCUUGGAUUCUUAUUGUAAUUCUUAUUACUUCCAAUUUAUGUUGUUUUGCUUGUUUGGUUAUUUUGUGUGUUGUAUUAGAUCAUAAUUGUAAUUUCAU